AUGUUUGUGCUAGCACUGUACCAAUCCGGAACAUCUCUGGGCAAUAUGGAAAAUCUCUACACAUCACCCGCAGACGAAAUAAUUUCUUGGCCUGGUCGCCGGUCUUUCCGUUUCGGGAAUGUCCGCACAGGCGUUCCGGUUACUCGAACUUUCCACUUUUCCAUUUUUCUUACUUGUUUUUGCCACCUCACGUCACUUUGCCUAGAAUUCAUUUACGUAUUGCUUAGCAGCUUGCUUUUCUUUUUCUCGCGAUUCCACGCUCCGAUUCUUUCCGGGACUCGGCCCAAUGUCCUCCGAAUAAUUUCCCCAAGAAUAAGGCUGUUUCCGGGUUGUUUCCCUAAUCUUUCCAUCACCAUGCUACUCUGGGACCCACACAGGCAAAUGGGCUUGCAUUUUUCGCAUUCUCUAUUACAACUUUUACAUCGAGGCCAGACCUGUUGCCGGAACAGCGUGCUCCGGGGAACUCAAGCUUAUUACCUGGCAACCUUAUUGUAUGGAUCUACUAUAACAUCAUCUACGAUCAUCUGA
This is a messenger RNA of Henningerozyma blattae CBS 6284, 528 nucleotides long. RefSeq lists its product as uncharacterized. Lineage: Eukaryota; Fungi; Ascomycota; Saccharomycetes; Saccharomycetales; Saccharomycetaceae. The coding region runs from base 1 to 528 and encodes 175 amino acids. The transcript has a single exon. The record is from RefSeq and is a predicted model, not a curated record.